Messenger RNA from Staurois parvus, 355 nucleotides. The record is from the annotation of a GenBank genome assembly. Lineage: Eukaryota; Metazoa; Chordata; Amphibia; Anura; Ranidae.
GGAUUGUCUGGCUCGACAGCGGGCAUCGGGUCACCAGGUAUGACAGCGGGCACUGGGUCACCAGGCACCAGGUCAUUUGGAUCGCCAGCGGGCACCGUGUCAUCUGGCAAGGCAGUGGGCACCGAGCCACCAGGCACGACAGUGGGCUCCGAGUCAACUGGCAUGACCGCGGGCACUGGGUCAGACAUUGGAUCGUCUGGCCCGACAGCGGGCAUCGAGUCAACUGGCCUAAUGGAAUCAUCAGGCUGGAUCAGCUGGGUAGAGGCAUCAGGCUGAAUUGUGGGCGCCGAGGCACCAGGCUGCACCACGGAAGGCAGGUUCUCAGAUGGGAGGCUGACCGGUUUGGAUACUGGCA